AUCAUGUAUUCCUAAUGUAUAAUAUACAUAAUGAACACAAUCUUGGAACCUAUUUAAAACUUUUCAAAAUAUAAAAGCUAAACAGACAAUAAUCACAAACACUCUUCAAUGUCAAGCUUCACACUAGAAUCCCGAAACCCGAUAAAGCACCUCCAUCUAUACUAACGAGACACUAGUUUACUAAAAUUGAAGAAACGUAACAUCUUUUGGUAACAUUGAGACAUUGUCCUUAUCGCCUCAACGUUGUAUCGAUAUUCAAUAUAUAUGCACCUCUCGUGAAUCGAAGAAAUGGAACCAUAGAUCUUUUACAUAGGGCGUUAACGUUAUGCCUUACGGAUGACCGUCGAUGUUCCAAAAAUAAAAUUAAAAAGAAGAAAAAAAACUAGAAACAUGGAAGUGUGAAAGAACAAGAACCUACCAAAGGAAGCCAGAGUAAUUCCUUCUCUAAUUCACAUCCCUCCCGUCUAGUUAUGUGAAUUGCGGUGUAAAGGGCGAUAGGACCCCUAAUAUUCCGGGAAGGGAGGUUAGUGAUCGUUGGUUAACAAACGCCACGGCUUUAAUUCUUUUCUUAUUCUAUGAUCAUGAUGAACACCCAAAACUGAAACUGGCCGGAAUCCACCCUGCACCUGCUUGCUCUGUAACGAAGCCAUUGUCGAGUGGAAGAAGAGACGCGGCGGCGGAAAUGGAAGGACUGGAAGGCCUCAUAGACAGGCUAAUGGAAGGAAGGAAGAACAAAGGCAAGAAGAUUCAGCUAAUCGAACCAGAAAUCCGGCAGCUCUGUACCACCGUCAAGCAAGUCUUCCUCAGCCAGCCCAACCUCUUACAAUUGGGAGCUCCGAUCAACGUUUGUGGUGAUAUCCAUGGCCAAUACCCGGAUCUUCUCCGGCUGUUUGAGAUGGGCGGGUUUCCACCGGAGGCCAGCUACCUGUUCCUCGGAGACUAUGUGGACAGAGGAAAACAGAGCAUCGAAACCAUAACCCUUCUCUUCGCGUACAAAAUCAAAUUCCCGGACAAAUUUUUCCUGCUCAGAGGCAACCACGAAUGCGCUUCGAUCAACCGGAUCUACGGAUUUUACGACGAAUGCAAACGGCGAUUCAGCGUCCGGCUAUGGAAAAUCUUCACAGAUUGCUUCAAUUGCUUGCCGGUAGCGGCGGUGAUAGACGACAAGAUCCUCUGUAUGCACGGCGGACUUUCCCCGGAAAUGCAGAGCUUAGAGGAGGUGGGAGAUAUAGAGAGACCUAUCGACGUGCCAGACCAGGGGCUUCUCUGCGAUCUUCUAUGGGCGGAUCCCGACAGAGAAAUCAGAGGUUGGGGCGAGAAUGAUCGGGGAGUUUCCUUCACGUUCGGCGCCGAUAAGGUCACCGAUUUCUUGAAGAAACACGAUCUCGACCUAAUUUGCCGCGCUCAUCAGGUCCCUCUUUGCUUUGAUUUCGUCUUCAUUGAAACCCUAAUUUUCGAAUUGCUAACUGAUUUCGCGCAGGUGGUUGAGGAUGGGUAUGAGUUUUUUGCAGACAGGCAAUUGGUAACGAUAUUUUCGGCGCCGAAUUAUUGCGGGGAGUUCGAUAACGCCGGAGCUUUCAUGACCGUCGACUCCAGCUUGCUAUGCUCGUUUCAAAUCAUUAAGCCCUCCAAAUGAUGAACCGAGCCAGUAGUUCAUGAGUUUUUUCCUUUUUUUUCUUUCCGAAAACAGCCCAAUUACUCGAUUUGAUCCGAUCCGAUCCAAAUCCAAUCCCGGGAUUUGUAUAUAGCCACGGACUUCGACUCUGGGAUGUAUAUACAUGGAACCCUGCAAUUAAUAAAACUAGAACACAGACAGUCAGAUUAAUUAAA
Cucurbita pepo subsp. pepo (vegetable marrow) is the source of this 1830-nucleotide messenger RNA. RefSeq names its product serine/threonine-protein phosphatase PP1. The record is from RefSeq and is a predicted model, not a curated record. Gene Ontology annotation, molecular function: protein serine/threonine phosphatase activity. Gene Ontology annotation, cellular component: nucleus; cytoplasm. Lineage: Eukaryota; Viridiplantae; Streptophyta; Magnoliopsida; Cucurbitales; Cucurbitaceae.